AUGGCGUCUCUGCUGCAGGAGGAGCUGUUCGAGAGGCGCGGGCAGGCGCCGGCCCCCAGCAAGGACUUCUGCCAGCUGCUCGUCACCCGCCGCCAGGUCAUUUUCAGGUGGUGGAGAAUCUCUCUUAGGAAUGAAUGUCGUGAAGCAAGACCUGGAGAAAUUAAAGAAUCCCACGAGGAUUUUUUGGAUAAUUCAUCUCUUCAAAUUCAAAUUGCUAUAAUAUUUGGUGCCAAAGUUCUGGAACAUGUUCUCAAUCUGUGCCGAGGUAAAUUUGACUUCCUGGAACGGCUUCCUGUCCCAUUGCUCCUGUACAUCAUUUCCUUUCUGGAGCUCGAAGAUAUUGCCAGACUUUCUCAAGUUUCACACAGAUUAAAAAUGAUAUGUAACAGUAACGCACUAUGGGAAGGUAUUGUGGAGAACUUGUGUGAUACAAUUACACCUGAAAUGAGAGAACUGGCACAAGAAAUGGGCUGGAAACAACUCUUCUUCACAAACAGACUUCAGCUGCAGCUGCAGCUCCGAAGGAGGCGAGAGAAACGUGCUGAAGAGGAAAAACUAACUGAAUAA
Molecule: messenger RNA, 567 nt
Organism: Tinamus guttatus (white-throated tinamou)
Lineage: Eukaryota; Metazoa; Chordata; Aves; Tinamiformes; Tinamidae
Gene: FBXO36
Product: F-box protein 36
Molecular function (GO): protein binding
Source: RefSeq, a predicted model, not a curated record